This is a messenger RNA of Cuscuta epithymum, 465 nucleotides long. The record is from the annotation of a GenBank genome assembly. NCBI's taxonomy places the organism in Eukaryota, Viridiplantae, Streptophyta, Magnoliopsida, Solanales, Convolvulaceae.
AUUAAGCAAGAGAUUAGAGAGCCAAUUUUAACUAAUUCUCAUAACUAACAGCUCGAUCGUCAGCGCUACGCACUCCUUUCAAAUUCGUGGGAAUGGUGGCAAGUAAAUGGAAAGCUUUUAAUUGUCUAUGGGUGAUUGCUCUUGCACUGGGAAUUAUAGGUGUACUAUGUGGGAUUAUUGCAGCAGUAAUCGGUCGUCGUUAUAGGAUACAGGUUCCAGAGGACGUUGCGCUUCAAUGUAAAAGACCGGGCUGGGCAGUAGUUCCGGCGUUAGCAUCUCACAUGUUGUCUGCUAUCAUUGCCGUUCUUCUUCGAGCAUCUGUUCCCGUUGCUAGUAAAUGUGUGCGGACGCUCUGGGUUAUUGCAAGGUACGUAGCGUAUUUAAUUGUCCCGCUCGGUUUCACUUGUGUGCGUGGUAAUGAUGUUUUUUUAUUGGACUCACUUCAUGCCAAAUCACAUGAGAUCA